UUGAUAAUUAAAGAAAGAAGAUGACUGCUAAUAACUUGUGUUCAGAAAAAAAGAGGACUGCUAAUAACUAAAAGGACCCUAACUAAAAGUCUCAAAUAAUGUCUUUGAGAUAAUUGUAUCGGUGGACAAUUUGUAGACAAAAAGCCUAGUUCACGGUUGGCGUUGAAGGCAACCUCAUUUUUUCUUCUUUCUCCUUUUCUGUGCUGUUUUAUUUUUAUCGUACAAAAAACAAAUAAAAUAAUUUCUAUGAACCCUAUUAUCAUCUAUGACUUUUGGAAAACCGGCACUAUCAAUUUCUAGGACUCAAACUUUGACCAUUUAAUUUUGUUUUCAACUUUUUUUUUCUCUCGAAAUAAUGCAAAAUUUGAAAAUAGGUGCGUGCAAUUUAUGUAGACGAAAAUCAGUCCAAGAGUCAAACAUUAUUUAACAAACAUAUUUGCGGUAACCAAUUAUUUAAUCUCAAUUUACUUUAUGGGAUAAUUUGAAGAAAAAUGCUAAAUCUUGUAAAUUAACACCAGAGGUAGGGUCCUGAGCACAAUAAAUUGAAACAUCGGCAUAUAAUCCUUAAAUUUUUUACUAUCAAUUUCUAGGACACAAACUUUGACCAUUUAAUUUUGUUUUCAACUUUUUUUUCUCUCGAAAUAAUGCAAAAUUUGAAAAUAGGUGCGUGCGGUAACCAAUUAUUUAAUCUCAAUUUACUUUAUGGGAUAAUUUGAAGAAAAAUGCUAAAUCUUGUAAAUUAUUAUCAGAGGUGGGGUCCUGAGCACAAUAAAUUAAAACAUCGGCAUAUAAUUCUCAAAUUUUUUUAAAAAAAUUUACAUAGAAAAAAACCUCCAAAUUUAUUUUAAAAAAAAAUUCGAAAAUCCUCGCUAAAGUCUCCAACAUCUCAUGAACAUCCAUGACUAUCACAAAAGGCCAUUUAAUAGAUUUUAGGUAUUGGAGCUUAUGACCAAAUAUUUGAGGUUUAUUUUUAGGGGGUAAUGCUUACUUUACGUACCUUUUAUAGUUAGGGUUUGGGAUAUUCAAUAUUGCUGAUUACACUAAUUCUUAAUUUUUAUAUAAAUUACAUAUAUUUCAUAACUUUUUCUUGUUUUUUUAAUUUUUCGUCAAGAGAUAUUGUUUUGAUAUAAUCACGUUGAAAAUUAGUCUACACUCAAGUCAAAUGGUCAAAGGGUGUAAGCUCAGUUUCUUGGACUUCACCAGUUAUCAAUUGUGAUCGAGUGAGUACAUUGUAAAAGUUCUUGGUAAAAUUUGGUACAUUGUAAAAUCCACAAAACCUUGUUAGUUUCGUACUCGCGAGUCAUUCCGAUUUCGAGAGCUUGUAUUUUUCGAUCAUUACUGAAUUUGUUUGAUUUAGAUAUGGUUCAUAAGACGUAAUUAACUGGAAAAUAUGAAAAGACAUCAUGUGUGAUUAACUAUAGUCUAGUGUUAGAUGUAAUUUUUCCAACAACGCUUUUCUAUCAUACAAAAAUUAGUUUCAUAUAUUACACUAUACAGUAUUAUUACUACAUUUAGAUUAAAUUCGUUACUUUGUCAUGACAAAUAAAACGUUAUUAUCCCUUUGAUAUAUCGUCUAUAAGUUUUACACCAACAAAAAUUGACGUUUAUCUUCUUUCUCUCUCUCUCUCUUGUUGAAGCUUUUUGUGAAAAAAACUAAUGUUUAUUGCAAACAAGUAUAUAUAUUUAAAUAAAUUUCCCCGUUAGUUUCCUGAUUUUCUCAUCGAAAAAUCAGUUUCCUUAGGAAAUGUAUAGAACCCAUUCAUCUGGAAAACAACGUUAGAAAAAAAAAAGCGAUUAUAAAUUAUUAUUUGUUAUUACAAUUGAUUUAGAAUAUAUUGUUGUAAUAUAUUUGAAUUGAAAAAAAAAGAAUGGUAAAUUCUUGUUGUAUCAUUAAUUACUGAAAUCGGAAACUGUGAAAUGUACGGGGAUGUGCCGGUGUUUAUGGCGGAAGGAGAGUUGUUCAGGGAUCAACCAUACGCAGGAGAACUUCCUCAGGGUCUAUGGACCACCGGUCUUUGUGAUUGUCACGAAGAUGGUUGCAUUUGUUUUCAGACAGCUAUAGUGCCAUGCGUCUCCUUCGCUCAGAACACCGAGAUCGUAAACAGAGGAACCAUACCUUGCAUAAACGCAGGCUUGAUUCAUCUAGCGUUAGGAUUUGUGGGUUGCUGCUGGCUUUACGCGUUUCCAAGCAGGUCAAGGCUUAGGGAACAUUUCGCAUUGCCUGAGAAACCAUGCAGUGACUAUUGGGUCCAUAUAUGUUGCACACCGUGUGCUAUCUGCCAAGAGUCUAGAGAACUCAAGAACCAAGGCGCUGAUCCUUCCCUCGGUUGGGUUUCGAAUAUAGAGAAAUGGAGACGAGAGAAAAUAACUCCUCCCAUUGUUGUACCAGGCAUGAACCGCUAAGUGUUGCCUUGUCUCUUACGUUUCGUAACUGUUAUGUUAGAUCACGUUAAUUAGCUUCUUGUUUUUCCUCAGUUUAGCGUAGGGAACAAGUCAAAUA
This is a messenger RNA of Brassica napus (rape), 2500 nucleotides long. RefSeq names its product protein PLANT CADMIUM RESISTANCE 12-like. The transcript has 4 exons. NCBI's taxonomy places the organism in Eukaryota, Viridiplantae, Streptophyta, Magnoliopsida, Brassicales, Brassicaceae. The record is from RefSeq and is a predicted model, not a curated record. The coding region runs from base 1918 to 2403 and encodes 161 amino acids.